Messenger RNA from Ooceraea biroi (clonal raider ant), 1950 nucleotides. RefSeq names its product serine protease easter. Gene Ontology annotation, biological process: proteolysis. NCBI's taxonomy places the organism in Eukaryota, Metazoa, Arthropoda, Insecta, Hymenoptera, Formicidae. The record is from RefSeq and is a predicted model, not a curated record. Gene Ontology annotation, molecular function: serine-type endopeptidase activity; protein binding.
UUUGGUGUAAAGUGUACAGCGUUUAUUUGCAAUACAUUAGAAUUUGAUAAGCAUUUGUAUCAAUAUGAUCAUAGUGGAAAUAUACAAGGGCGCUCCAUCCGGAAAUUCUGGAAGAGAGAAAUCGUAAAGGAGUUGAUCAAGUGUCGCGUUGCAUUUACGAGUUUACAAAAACGUUUUAUAUAUUGCAAAUCGAAAUGUUGAGCGUAGAAAUCGCGGGUACGCUUGGAAAAUGCGUUCUUAAUAGUGAUGCCCCUGUAACAAUCUCUGAAUUACGGCAACUAGUUGAAGAAGCGACGGGAUUUCCAAGUGAUCAAUACUACAUCGUAUACAAUGGACGACUCAUGCACGAAAACGACGUCUGUCCGGGCGGCCGUGCGACCGUUGUUCCGCGGUUGCUGGGUGGCAAGGGUGGCUUUGGUUCCAUGCUGCGCGCGAUAGGCGCGCAGAUAGAGAAGACGACGAACCGCGAGGCGUGCAGGGACCUCAGCGGACGUCGGUUGCGCGACAUAAACGAGGAGAAGAGACUGAAGGCCUGGAUCGAGAAGCAGGCCAAGCGGGAGGAAGAAACGGCGGAGCGCAAGAAGAAAAAGCUGGAGAAGUUGUGCGCCGAGCCGCGACACGAGUUCAAGGACCAGCGCUACGACCAGGAACGAGCGAAUUUGACCGAGAGGGUCAGCGACGCGGUGGACGAAGGCUUUAAGCUCGCUGGCACAUCUGGCAUCAAGAGGAGGGUCGAGGAAGAGGUUAAACCGAACAAACGCAAGACCAUGUUGGACCUGGACAUUGAUUCGGACGAGCUCGAAGACAUGUCGGACAGCAGCGACAACGAGAGUACUGCCAAUGCGUCGCCCGAGGUAGGAAGCAAGGAAGAGCAAACGUCGAACGACAGCGGACACUCGAGCGAUGGCAGUGAAAAAAUCGAGAACACUGGGAAGACAGAGAGCGAGCAUGCCGAGUCGACGCUUGACAUGGAAACAACAGACGAAGUUUCGAGUGAUACGCCAGCGGAUGCGAAAUUCGAUGUAACGGGACAUCGUAACUGGAAGCUGCUGGACCAGCGGAGAUGCGGCAAUUCUAACAGCGAUCGCAUUAUCGGCGGCAAGAACGCGAGCCUCGGCGCGUAUCCUUGGAUCGCGAGAUUGGGAUACACCAAUGGCAUCGAGAACGAGAGCUACAAAUGCGGUGGCACUUUAAUCAAUCGGCUCUAUGUAAUCACCGCCGCCCAUUGCGUGGUGAAUCUGCGCGACAAUUUCAGGAUGUCUACGGUGCGCCUGGGCGAGCACAACAGCCUGACCGAUCCUGAUUGCGAGAAAGACCAUUGCGCGGAGCCGGUGCAAGACUUCCUGCCAGAAUCGAUAAUCGUCCAUCAGAGUUACAAUACGCCGCGCAACAUGCACGAUAUCGCUUUAAUACGGCUGCAGAAAUCGGUAACGUAUAGCGAGUAUGUGAAGCCGAUAUGCAUGAUGCAUGGUCGACUGCUGGGGAAGAACUUCGUCGGUGAGACAGCGGAAGUCGCCGGUUGGGGAAUUUAUGAUCUCAACAUUCCAAAGACCAGCACGACUCUAUUGACGGUGAAAUUACCGGUCGUCGAACUAGAGAGGUGCAAACAGGCCUUCAGCAAACAUGUGGACAUUGGGGACCAGCAGAUGUGCGUAGGCGGGGUCCUGGGCCGAGAUUCUUGCAGCGGCGACAGCGGUGGGCCCCUGAUGAAAGUGGAGAGCGAGAGUGGGCCCCCCAGGUACUACUUACUCGGCAUUGUCUCCUUCGGCGUGCGACAUUGCGGCGGCACCACGACACCAGCCAUCUACACCAAGGUGGCCAAGUACAUCACGUGGAUCCUGGACAAUAUAUCCCCGUGAGAGCAUCCCCGGGAUCGAUCCUGAGAUCGAUUAAUUUUGCAGCGUUGAGAAUUGUAUAAAUAUUGCUUAGUCAUUAUAUAUAUUUAAUCCU